AAUUAAUGAAUAAGUUGUUAUGAGAAUAAGAGCUGCCCUCAUCAGAAUCAUAGCCACUCACUCAUUGAUAGAAUACAGCUGUUAAGGUUUGUGCUGUCGGCAAGACUCAAUAGUUGUUGGUUGACUGACCUUGAAACAAAAAGAUCUUUACUUUGAUUUGAUGACCACUUCAUUCCACUGAGUGAUUGGCAUAAGCUGCACUUGAAAACACAGAUUUCCAUUCAUCGAUUCCACUGCUCCCUCUCCUAACAUACAAUGGCAUUAGAAUGCGUUGGUGGUGCUGUUCUUUCUUCUUUCCUCGGGGCUGUAUUUCAGAAGCUGGCUUCUCCUCAAGUUCUGGAUUUCUUUCGUGAAACAAAGAUCGAUCAGCAGCUGCAGAAGGACUUAGAAAACAAGCUCCUCUCCAUCCAAGCUGUGCUUGAUGAUGCUGAACAAAAACAGUUUGGAAAUAUGCAAGUGAGAGACUGGCUUAUUAAGCUCAAAGUUGCCAUGCUUGACGUUGAAGAUGUCUUGGAUGAAAUACAACACUCCAGACUCCAAGUGCAACCUCAAUCUGAAUCUCAAACCUGUACUUGCAAGGUACCCAAUUUCUUCAAAUCUUCCCCUGUUACUUCCUUUAACAAGGAAAUUAAUUCCAGCAUGAAAAAUGUCCUUGAUGACCUAGAUGAUCUUGCAAGCCGGAUGGAUAAUCUAGGCUUGAAAAAGCCUAGUGAUCUUGUAGUUGGAUCAGGAUCUGGUGGUAAAGUGCCACAAUCAACAUCUUUGGUGGUAGAAAGUGAUAUUUGUGGCAGAGAUGGUGAUAAAGAAAUUAUCAUUAACUGGCUCACUUCUAACACUGAUAACAAGCCGUCAAUACUUUCUAUCGUGGGCAUGGGCGGGUUGGGUAAGACCACGCUUGCCCAACUUGUAUACAAUGACCCAAGAAUAGUGAGUAAGUUUGAUGUCAAAGCUUGGAUCUGUGUUUCAGAGGAAUUUGAUGUUUUCAACGUAUCAAGAGCAAUUCUUGACACGAUUACUGAUUCGACUGAUCAUGGUAGAGAGCUAGAAAUAGUUCAGAGAAGACUAAAAGAAAAAUUGGCAGAUAAAAAAUUUCUCCUCGUUUUGGAUGACGUUUGGAACGAAAGCGGGCCUAAAUGGGAAGCUGUGCUGAAUGCUCUUGUUUAUGGAGCUCAGGGAAGUAGGAUCCUUGUCACAACACGCAGUGAGGAAGUUGCUUCUACCAUGGGGUCAGAAAAACACAGGCUGGGGCAAUUACAAGAAGGUUAUUGCUGGGAAUUGUUCGCAAAACAUGCAUUCAGAUAUGAUAAUCUUCCACGAGAUCCAGUAUGCACAGAUAUUGGUAAGAAGAUUGUUGAAAAAUGUAGAGGACUUCCUCUGGCCUUGAAGUCAAUGGGAAGUCUAUUACACAACAAAGCAUCUUCCUGGGAAUGGGAUAGCGUGUUGAAAAGUGAAAUAUGGGAAUUAAAGGACAGUGAUAUUGUUCCUGCUUUAGCAUUGAGCUAUCACCACCUUCCUCCCCAUCUCAAGACAUGCUUUGCUUACUGUGCUUUAUUCCCCAAGGAUUAUGAGUUUGACAGGGAGUGUUUAAUUCAGUUGUGGAUGGCUGAAAAUUUCCUAAACUGCCAUCAAUGCAGUACGAGUCCAGAGGAAGUUGGCCAACAGUACUUCAAUGAUCUACUAUCAAGGUCCUUCUUUCAACAAUCAAGCAUAUUUAAAGAAGGAUUUGUCAUGCAUGACCUUCUAAAUGAUUUGGCAAAAUAUGUUUGUGGGGACAUCUAUUUCAGGUUGAGAGUUGAUCAAGCAAAAUGUACACAGAAAACAACCCGUCAUUUUUCAGUUUCAAUCAUUACCGAACCAUAUUUUGAUGAGUUUGGAACUUCAUGUGAUACUAAAAAAUUGCGUACAUUUAUGCCAACAAGCAGGAGAAUGAAUGAAACAGGCUGGAGCCUGGAUGAAUAUCACACGAGUUGGAAUUGCAAGAUGUCGAUACAUGAAUUGUUCUCCAAGUUAAAGUUCUUACACGUCUUAUCUCUGUCUCACUGUUUAGACAUUGAAGAGCUGCCUGACUCUGUUUGCAAUUUUAAACAUCUUCGUUCGUUAGACCUUUCCCAUACUCGCAUUAAAAAACUACCUGAAUCCACAUGUUCACUCUACAAGUUGCAAAUACUGAAGCUGAAUCAUUGUAGAUCUUUGAAGGAGCUGCCCUCGAAUUUGCAUGAACUCACCAAUUUGCAUCGCCUUGAAUUUGUACAUACUGACAUUAUAAAGGUGCCACCGCAUCUGGGAAAGUUGAAGAAUCUUCAAGUAUCCAUGAGUCCGUUUGAUGUUGGUAAAAGUAGUGAGUUCACUAUUCAGCAAUUAGGAGAGCUCAAUCUUCAUGGAAGAUUCUCAAUUAGGGAGCUGCAGAAUAUUGAGAACCCCUCAGAUGCAUUAGCUGCAGAUUUGAAAAAUCAAACACGCCUUGUGGGACUAGACUUUGUAUGGAAUUCACACCGGAACACUGAUGAUUCUGCCAAAGAAAGGGAUGUAAUUGUAAUUGAGAAUCUACAACCUUCCAAACACUUGAAGAAGUUGACAAUCAGGAACUAUGGUGGUAAACAAUUCCCUAAUUGGUUAUCCCAUAAUUCUUUAUCAAAUGUGGUGUCCUUAUGGUUGGACAACUGUCAAUCUUGCCAACAUUUGCCUUCCCUUGGACUUUUUCCAUUUCUCAAGAACCUUGAGAUUUCACGUCUUGAUGGGAUAGUGAGCAUUGGUGCUGAUUUUCUUGGGAAUAGCACUCCUUCAUUUCCAUCGUUGGAAAGAUUGGAGUUCUCCUCUAUGAAAGCAUGGGAAAAAUGGGAAUUUGAAGCUGUGAUAGGUGCUUUUCCAUGUCUUCAAGAUCUUGAUAUAAGCAAAUGUCCCAAGCUGAAAGGUGACCUCCCAGAGCAACUUCUUCCUUUAAAGAAUCUUGAAUUUCUGAAAAUCAGAGAGUGCCCUCAAUUAGAAUCAUUGCCUGGAAGCACAUCUCUCAAGGGGUUAACGAUAUGUGAUUGUCCAAGAGUUGAGUCGUUCCCUGAAGGAGGUUUGCCAUCAAAUCUAAAAGAGAUGCAUCUCAAUAAAUGCUCGUCGGGACUCAUGGCCUCACUGAAAGGGGCUUUGGGAGACAAUCCCUCUCUGGAAAGCUUGGGGAUAAUAAAGCAUGAUGCGGAAUCUUUUCCUGAUGAAGGUUUGCUGCCACUCUCUCUUACUUAUCUAUGGAUAUGUGAUUUUCCAAAUCUAAAAAAACUGGACUACAAGGGGCUCUGUCACCUCUCCUCUCUCGAGGUUUUGUGGCUUGAUGAGUGCCCCAACCUCCAACAGCUACCAGAGGAGGGUCUUCCCAAAUCCAUUUCAUAUCUUAAAAUUAUAGACUGCCCCAACCUCCAACAGCUACCAGAGGAGGGUCUUCCCAAAUCCAUUACACAUCUUAAGAUUAGAGGCUGCCCCAAGCUCAAGCAGCGUUGCCAGAACCCAGGAGGCGAAGACUGGCCAAAGAUUGCUCACAUUCCAACCCUGGAUAUUAGUGAAUAGUGGUGCUGAUGAUUUUUAAGAAUUAUCAUGGAACUUUUUCUUUUUUAGUUGAUCUGAAUUAUCAUGAACCUUCUACACCAUUUGUGCUUCAAGGAAAUUAUUAAAUAAUUGUUUUCUUACACUUAUACUUACAUAGUUAUAUAUGCAUUGUGUGCGAGAGACGAGAUUUUUUUAUUACGGAAUAAAAUAUUUCCCAUUUAAAUUUA
Messenger RNA from Glycine soja, 3755 nucleotides. Its product is annotated as putative disease resistance RPP13-like protein 1. The transcript has a single exon. The record is from RefSeq and is a predicted model, not a curated record. Lineage: Eukaryota; Viridiplantae; Streptophyta; Magnoliopsida; Fabales; Fabaceae. Gene Ontology annotation, biological process: defense response to other organism. Bases 256 to 3549 code for a protein of 1097 amino acids. Gene Ontology annotation, molecular function: ADP binding; protein binding.